Molecule: messenger RNA, 426 nt
Organism: Cutaneotrichosporon cavernicola
Lineage: Eukaryota; Fungi; Basidiomycota; Tremellomycetes; Trichosporonales; Trichosporonaceae
Exons: 3
Coding region: 1-426 (141 amino acids)
Source: RefSeq, a predicted model, not a curated record
AUGUCUAUCAAGCUCCUCCUCCUCGCCCUACCAGUCCUCGCCGCUGCAAAGCCCAUCGCGAACCCCGACCCAAGAGUCAUUCCAUGGCCCAGUGUAGUAGAGCCCUCCAACCUUCCCAACCCCAAUGGUCCGAAGAGUCCGCCCGUCCCCACCAUGUCCCCCGUACCACCUGAGCCCGAGCCCGACCACCCAUGGCCAGAGAUAGACCCGCCCAUAAAGGGUCACUGCGAGCGCGUAGAAUGCCUCGACGUCGUAGGCCGCGGACCAUGUCUCCAGGCCUGUUGCCCCGGGGGAGAGUCGUACUGCUCCGCCGGAAGCUGCGCCGGUUCCGGAUACUGCUGCCCUGUCGGUUGGUGGUGUGAUGCUCCCGGUGGACCGAGAGACUGUUCCAAGCAGGACUGUGGGUACGGUGAUGUCGCCAUGUAA